This is a messenger RNA of Siniperca chuatsi (mandarin fish), 4101 nucleotides long. RefSeq names its product ATPase phospholipid transporting 8B3 (gene atp8b3). Gene Ontology annotation, biological process: Golgi organization; phospholipid translocation. The transcript is spliced from 28 exons. Gene Ontology annotation, cellular component: plasma membrane. Lineage: Eukaryota; Metazoa; Chordata; Actinopteri; Centrarchiformes; Sinipercidae. The coding region runs from base 198 to 3680 and encodes 1160 amino acids. The record is from RefSeq and is a predicted model, not a curated record. Gene Ontology annotation, molecular function: ATPase-coupled intramembrane lipid carrier activity; ATP binding; ATP hydrolysis activity.
UAAUGAAAACAACCAUGUUAGUCUCUAGCUGGGUCAGUAGGGCUUUGUGAUUCAGCCAGAAGAGUUGGAAAAUUUCUCAGUAUUUCGUCAUAUAGAAAACAAGCCUUCGGUUCACCUUAGUUCCAUUUUGUUAUAUAAUCAAGUUAAUAGAAGAUAGCACAGCCGGAGUCUACAAACUUCUGAGUCUCCUCAGCAUCAUGUCCAAUGAAAGUGCUGAAUCUGGCCUCACAUGGGAGGUGAGGGCAAACAGCCGACAUUACCACAAACACAAACAGAAGAAAUCCUUUCUGUGCUUCUGCUGGGGGCGAUACGCGGACAAUGUGGUGCGCAGCUACAAGUACUCCCCCCUGACUUUCUUGCCCCUAACACUGUUUGAACAGUUCCAGCGAGUGGCCAAUCUCUACUUCCUCCUCAUGAUGGUGUUGCAGUGUGUCCCUGCCAUCUCAUCCAUCCCCUGGUACAUCACCAUCAUCCCGCUGCUCACCGUACUCUCUGUGAGAGGGCUGAAAGACCUUGCCAACGACAUGGAAAGGAGACGCAGUGACUCUAGGAUUAACUCCCAACCCUGUGACGUACUCAUCUCCCAGAGUUUCAGCGCAGCACAGUCAAAGGAUGUGUGUGUGGGAGAUUUGCUGCGAAUCCACAAAGACCAAGUUAUCCCUGCUGACCUUCUCCUCCUGUGUAGUUCAGAGCCUCACAGUCUGUGUUAUGUGGAGACAGCAGAUAUUGAUGGAGAGACUAACCUCAAGUACCGGCAGGCGCUCAGUGCUACACACAAUGAGUUGACCUCUCACCCCUCAGAGGAGAUGCUUGCUGCCUUUGAUGGUGUCGUGCUCUGUGAGGAGCCCAACAAUCGCCUGUACACCUUCACAGGCCAGCUGCACUGGCGUGGAGAGUGUCUUCUGCUGGACAACAAGCACAUCCUCCUGAGGGGAACAGUCCUACGCAAUACUGAGUUUGCCUACGGCUUGACCAUAUACACUGGCGCGGACACUAAGAUCCUGAGGAACUGCGGGAAACUGAGAGUGAAAUGGACUCAAACGGAAAAAGUUUUCAACAGAGUGGUGAUCGGGGUCAUCCUGUCUGUGCUGCUGGCAGCUCUGCUUCUUGCCAUCGGCAGUGGCAUGUUUUCGAGUUGGGUCAUGAGCCACACAGGGGUUCUGUCUCCUCUGGUGGUUAACGGCAAUCCCGUCUAUACAGGGUUCCUCAUCUUCUGGAGCUACAUAAUCCUACUCAGCCCGGCCAUGCCCAUAGCUCUCUACAUCACGUUUGAGCUGAUGCACACGGUCCACAGCCUGUUUAUUGACUGGGAUAUGGAGAUGUAUUGGCAGCAGGCAGACAGACCGGCUCAGGCCAGGAAUACCUCACUGAGUGAGGAGCUUGGCCAAGUGGGAUACCUGCUGAGUGACAAAACUGGGACACUAACCCAGAACCAUCUGCUCUUUAGACAAUGUUGCAUAGCUGGGGAGAUCUAUGGUGAUGCAUCAGUCAGGGCAGAGGACACAGAGCCCAUGGACUUAAGCUGGAAUCAGUUCUCCCGCGGUGGCCUGUUCAUGUCCGCUCCCAGCCUGGUGAAGAAGCUCAGAGGACAGCAUUGUCCGCUCAGCAGACAGUUCUUCACAGCACUGUCUCUAUGUCACACUGUCAUGGCAGAGUGGAAGGAAGAGGCACCAGUUUACCAGGCUGCAUCCCCAGAUGAGGAAGCUCUUGUUGGUGUUGCCAGGGAGCUGGGCUGGGUCUUUCUUUCCAGGACAAGAGACUUUAUCGUUGUCUCUGAACUGGGUGUCAUUCGCCAAUAUCAGCUGCUGGCACUGCUGGACUUUACCAGCAAGAGAAGAUGCAUGUCUGUACUGGUGAGGGAGCCAGAGGGUGGGUUAAAGCUGUACUGUAAAGGGGCAGACAUAGUGAUUCUGGAGAGACUGCAGAAGGACUGUCCAUAUCAGGAAAGGAUUGAAGAAGCCUUGGAGUUGUUUGCCCAGGCCUGUCUGAGGACUUUGUGUGUUGCGGUUCGAUCUGUUCCUGAGGCAUCAUGGGAGCAGUGGAGUAAAAUUCUGGCCCAGUCUGCUGCCAUGGCGAUCUGUGACCGUGACGCACAGCUAGAAAAGCUAUAUGAUCAGAUGGAGAGAGAGCUGCAGCUUCUCGGGGUGACAGCGAUAGAGGACCGGCUUCAAGAGGGCGUUCCUGAGACUAUUGCUCUGCUUCAACAGGCUGGGCUUAAAGUAUGGGUACUGACUGGGGAUAAAAAAGAGACUGCAGUGAAUAUUGGAUAUUCUUGCAAACUGCUGGAUCCUGAUACCAGGUUACUGGAAUGGCAGGAAUUGAGACAGAUACUUCAGUCCCCAGACCCAGGGGUCAGUUUCUUGAAGGCCAGACAGACAGAGCUGUGGGCUGUAGACAAGGAGACGGCUGGAGCAAAGACUGCUGUGGUCCUCACUGGACCUGAGCUGGCGGAGUUUGACCAGAGACCAGAAUGGGGGGCCACGUUCAUGAGCCUGGCAGAACAGUGUCAGUCGGUGCUAUGCUGUCGUGUAACACCUGGACAGAAGGCUGACGUUGUCACGUUGGUCAGGAAACACACCAGCUCAGUCACUAUGUCCAUUGGGGACGGUGCCAAUGAUGUAAACAUGAUCAAGACGGCUCAUGUUGGUGUGGGAAUAGCAGGAGUGGAGGGAGGUCAGGCAGUGCAGAAUGCAGACUUUGCAUUGUCCCAGUUCAGAUUUCUGCAGAGGCUCCUACUGGUCCAUGGGCGCUGGUCCUACAGGCGCAUUUCCCUCUUCUUGAGCUACUUCCUGUUUAAGACCUGUGGCUUUGCUCUUGUGCACAUAUGGUUUGGUUUCUUCAAUGGUUUCAGUGCUCAGUCUCUGUAUGAGACAUGGUUCAUCGCUCUCUACACUGUCUUGUACACAGCGUCCCCAAUUAUGUGUGUGGCCGUCUUUGAACAGGACGUGAGUGCAGAAAGCAGCCUGAAAUGGCCGGAGCUGUACAAGUCUGGACAGAGACAGGAGCUCUCCAACCCUCUGAUGCUGUCCUUAUCGCUCCUGUAUGCCGUCUACACAUCGCUUGUUCUCUUUUUCAUCCCGUUUGGAGUCUUCUACAACACAGCCUUUGACUACCAGACCAUGGCAGUCACCGUCUCCAUGGCAGCCACGUUCACUGCCACCAUUGAGAUUGUGCUGGUGACCAGAUACUGGACAAAGUUCAAUUUAGCAGCUGUGAUUGUCUCUCUAGUGAUGUUCUUCAUCUGUACCAGGAUCACCCACAACACCCACCUGUUUCAGAGAUCACCCAGCGACUAUUACUUUCUUGGUGCGUCUGAUAAGGCCUUCAUCGAUCCAGUUGUAUGGCUCACAGUUCUGCUCACUGCCUGGACGGCUGUUUUGCCCUCAGUGACUGCCCUGGCUCUCAAUGUCAUUCUCACCAUCCGUGACAAACACAAGGUCCACAGUGCAUCCCGUCAGCCAGUGGAGCUGAGGUCCAAGUUUAGAAGAGGAACGUCUCUUCGCCGUUCGUCUUAUGCCCUCUCUCAGGGAACCGGGCCCGGACGCCUCAUCACUUCAGGGACCUGCAUCCGCAUCACAGCGCCGCCGUUGGAUGAGAAGGUGACCACAAGUAAAAACCCCACUGACUCACAAGGCCAAAUUCACAUGAAGGACAAUAGUGAUGCACCAAAUGGCUCAUGAAUAAUGACUGAUAUAUUUUUAUAUAAGGUUUUGAUAUGGGAAAAUAUGAGAUCAUAUAGAUUGGUAGUGUAACAGAAUUGAAAAGAUGAUUCAUUAUAUGUCUAUAUUAUAAUGUUAUAUAAAAUGUUAAUAUAUAAAAUGUUUUUGUGGACAAUUCUUACUAUAGCCUGCACUCAUCUUUUGUAUAGCUAGUAUUUUCCAAAAAAGUUAAUUAUAUAAUGUACAAAAUACAUUAUGUAAUAUAAAUCUUGUUUAUUGUCUUUACAUAGACAGUUUACCUGUGCACAUGAAUAUCUCUGAUCUUUGUUGUUUGAGACUGUUUAAAAAAAAAAAUCUAUUUUCCAUCUGCUGCGGUCACAGGGGAUUUCCUUUGAAGAUCAAACCAAACACAAUAAACCAACAGCACCGCUUUGUUUUACAA